Messenger RNA from Penicillium cataractarum, 1278 nucleotides. Its product is annotated as putative extracellular exo-polygalacturonase. The transcript has 3 exons. Bases 1 to 1278 code for a protein of 425 amino acids. Lineage: Eukaryota; Fungi; Ascomycota; Eurotiomycetes; Eurotiales; Aspergillaceae. Gene Ontology annotation, molecular function: polygalacturonase activity. The record is from RefSeq and is a predicted model, not a curated record. Gene Ontology annotation, biological process: carbohydrate metabolic process.
AUGCGCUUGCUGGAUUUUUAUUCUGUCGUGCUCCCCGUGGGGCUUGCGCUGACAGGUGCUGUCAAUGCGGCCGUGAUCAAAACUGGCCAGAAUGUCUGUACCGUCAAGGCCAAUGGCCAUCAAAAAGAUGAUGUUCCGGAUAUCUUGAAAGCUUUCAAAGAAUGCGGUCAGGGAGGUACAGUUAUAUUCCCCGAAGACCAAUCCUAUUGGAUUGCAACACGCCUGAACCCCGUUGUCAGUGACGUGGUAAUUGAAUGGCGGGGAAAGUGGACUUUCUCCGACGACCUAGAUUACUGGCGUAACCACUCUUACCCAAUUGCGUUCCAGAACCACCAUGCUGGAUUCGUCAUCACGGGCGAUAACAUCAAGAUUGAUGGAUAUGGCACUGGUGGAAUUGAUGGCAAUGGCAAUGUGUGGUACACUGCCGAAAAGGGAACUACACUGCCUGGACGUCCCAUGCCUUUUGUGUUCUGGAAUGUCUCUGAAGUUAGUGUGGAGAAUUUCUACGUCAAGGACCCCCAGCUGUGGAGCUUGAAUAUUAUGAAUGGCACCAACAUGCGCUUCAACAAUAUCUACUGCAAUGCUACUGCAGUUGAUGCGCCAUACGGCUCGAACUGGGUACAGAAUACCGAUGGAUUUGACACCAUGGACGUAAACAACGUCCAGCUAACCAACUUCGUCUACCAAGGCGGCGACGACUGCAUAGCCAUCAAACCACGCUCCUACAACGUCAACAUCCACAACGUUACCUGCCGUGGCGGCAACGGAAUCGCCAUCGGCAGUCUGGGCCAAUACCUCGAAGACUCGAGCGUCUCCAACAUCAUCGUCGACACGGUCAAAAUCAUCCGCUACAAUGAGGACAUGCACAACAGUGCCUACAUCAAGACCUGGGUCGGCGCCCUAGUCCCGCAAAGUUCCUACGAGAGCGCCGGUCAGCCCCGCGGCGCAGGCUGGGGCAGUAUCACCAACGUAUUAUUCUCCAAUUUCGAUAUCCAAGAGGCCAAUGCCGGACCGGCGAUUACCCAGGAUAAUGGGAAUAACGGAUCGUACUCCGGGACGAGUUUGAUGAGUAUUUCGAACGUGGCGUUUGUGAACUUUACGGGGACAAUUGAUACGAGUAAGACUACUACGGCGUCGGUUUCGUGUUCGAAUGUGCAUCCGUGUUAUAACAUUGAGUUUGAUAAUGUGGUUUUGUAUCCGGUUAAUUCGACGACUGCUGGGACGGGGACGUGCAAGUAUACGGCGGAUGGAGGGGUUCAUGGGUUGAGUGGGUGUUGA